CCGCACCAACAGGAGAAGAUGUCCGAGCCCAAUAAGUACCGAGAGUGGAUCUUGGAAACCAUCGACUCUCUCCGCUCGAGGAAAGCUCGUCCGGAUCUCGAGAGGAUUUGUCGAAUGGUCCGGAGACGACACGGGUCAGACCCGGACCGAACCAGGACAGAACUGGAAAAACUGAUUCAAGAGCAGACUGUGCUCAAAGUUAGCUACAAAGGGUCCAUAUCGUACCGAAACGCGGCGAAGGUGCAGAGGAAAAGCAGAAAGAAGACUGAGUUUACGGCCGCUGGCAGCAGCAGCAGCAGCGGCGGCAGCAGCACGACCAAACACGACCAUCUGAACAACAACGGCGACAGUGCGCACAGCUUUACCGACCAGGAGGAGGACUCUGAGCCAAGCCCAGAUCCCCACACUCAAACAUCAGCCAACACCUCUCAUAACACCGACAAGAAGCUCAAGUCUGCCUCAAGCCCGAGUAGCGGAAACGUGAGUCUCAGUUGUGGCGCAACAAUCGGGAGCGGCUGUAAAGAGGAGAAAGCAAGUGCAUCGAGAGACAAGGGAUUAGGACACCAGGGAGCGGGGGACUGUCCGUCGCCCGGUCACGGCCACACAACAAGCGCGCACGACGGCGGGGAUGCUGGCGGGACAACCCCGAGCAGAGGCGAUGCAGUUCAGGGAGGAAAGCAGCCAGGUUUGUCCGGAGCUGACACCCAGAACAAAACUUGCCCAGGAAGCAUCAGCAGCCUCCCUCAACAGAAGCAGAAGCAGACUGCGCCCCUCCAGCCCAAACUUCGAGUCGGAGGAGUCGGCACCAAAACAGCGGGGAACAAUGCCAACAACUCCGACCUGGGUGACAGAUUGGUGGCUUCUGUUCGCAGCCUGUCCGAGAGGAGCCUCCGGGGGGGCUCCUCCGCCGCAACCAGAGGCCACAUGAAGCCGCUCGGGUUGAAGGAGAUUUUGGGCUAUCUGAGCAGUCAGGAGCGGCUUUCAGAGGAGAAACUGACCCGAGGCAAAGUCAAAGUGGUCAUGGAGAGGGAGGUGGCGAGAGGCCGGCUGCGCAGGACCCGCUGCGGGAACAUUACUCUUCCUCUGAGGGGGAUGGUGGUGGAGGAGCCGAUGCCGAAGAAUGCGUCCGCUGGCAGACUUGGAAAGCGCGCACUGCAGGACAAGCAAGACAAGCACUCUGUGAAAAAGGAGAAUGAGCCCAUGGAAACAGCCAGUGAAGAAGAAGAACGGGGAGAGAAUGGGGAAGAGGAGGAGGAGGAGGAAGAGGAGGAGAAGGAUCCCAGGAGUUCUGAUGAGGAGGGAGGACUAUCCCCGGUAGCCAUGACAACCGAACCAGGCCUCAUUGUGAAACCCACAGAAGAUGCUGAGAUCCAGACAGCAUCAAAGCAGGAAAGCCCUCAUCAGCUGCAGGACUGUGGCAAAGCGAUGGAUUCCCUCAGCAGGACAUUGUGUCCGCCUGAUCACGAAGCUUCCCUGUCACAGUGUAUCAGUGCACACCCACAGGAGACACCGGUCACCACUGAUCAGCUACAUUUGGAGGCACAGACACAGAAUCAGAUGCAGCCAGGCACAAUCAACCACACCUCCUCAGGCUUUAACAGCUCGGAGUGUAAGACAGAGGUCGGUGUGUCGUCCUGCCUGCUCACACCCACAGCCUCCCCGAGAGACUCCGGCCUGUCUGACGAACGAGGGAUGAACGGAGGAGUAAGCAGUGAAGGGUUUGUGAAGUCUGAAGGUGCCAGUGGGAGCCCGGUGGACUGGACGGUGUCUGAUGUGGUCAGUUAUUUCACAGCAGCAGGUUUCCCAGAGCAGGCUGCUGCCUUCAGGACCCAGGAAAUCGAUGGAAAGUCCCUUCUCCUCAUGCAGCGUAAUGAUGUUUUGACUGGUCUGUCAAUCAGGCUCGGCCCCGCCCUCAAGAUCUAUGAGCGUCACGUAAAGGUUUUGCAGAAAACACACUUUGAGGAUGACGACUGCUAACGAUACAUGGAAUAAACACUGUUUAGAGACUGAGAUUGUUUAUAUCUAUAUAUAACUCAAUUAAUCAUAUAAAAAUGCAUGCAUGAUAUAAAAUAUACUUUUUUAUCUCAUG
Messenger RNA from Scomber japonicus (chub mackerel), 2089 nucleotides. RefSeq names its product sterile alpha motif domain containing 1b (gene samd1b). The record is from RefSeq and is a predicted model, not a curated record. Gene Ontology annotation, molecular function: protein binding; DNA binding. The transcript has 7 exons. Lineage: Eukaryota; Metazoa; Chordata; Actinopteri; Scombriformes; Scombridae. Bases 19 to 1977 code for a protein of 652 amino acids.